GGCCCUUCCAUAUCUUGGAGCAUCUCUUGGACCUCCAGCGCUUCCGGCAUUCAAAGGAGAAGAUCUUGAAGCGGUGUGGUUGCUCAGUCACUCUCACUGGUUUGCAGAUCUUCAGCGUCAGUUUUGAGGCACCCAAUGCCCUGAAGAUGGCUCGAGAAGGGCCAACCAAAGAGGAU
Durusdinium trenchii is the source of this 176-nucleotide messenger RNA. The record is from the annotation of a GenBank genome assembly. Lineage: Eukaryota; Dinophyceae; Suessiales; Symbiodiniaceae.